AUGCAAUGUGAAAACAUUGAAAGUGGCGCUAAAAUUACUCUGCCGCUACAGGAAAACAAAGAAAAAUCAACACAGGUGAAAUUGCAAGAACUUGUAAACGGGCAGCUAAAUAUUGCAAAUAAUGGUGUAAAGAAUAUAAUAGUUGAAAAUGUUGUGCAAGGUGCAGCGGAAGAGCAAAAAAAUCCAAUGGCAGCAAAAAACGAUACACAACCACUAAUAACUGGAAGUUCAAAAAAGAAAGAAAAGGACCGUGAGCGUGACCGCGAAAAAGAUAAAGAACGUAAUCGGGAUCGUGAUCGAGAUAGAGAACGGGACAGGGAUCGUGAUAAGGCCCGAGACCGUAACAAGGACAAAAUACGUGAUAAAGAUAGAGAUCGGGAACGAGAACGAAAUCGGGAUAAAAACUCUACCAAAGAACGUUCCAGCAAGGAGCACAGUUCGCAUUCGAGAUCUCAUAAUUCCUCCGGUAGUAACAGUGAUAAAAUUAAAGAAGGCAGCAAUAAGCUUGAGAAGCCUAAGCCUACAACAUCCUCCAGUGUAUCAUCUAAACGUGAAAAAGAGAAAGAUAAGUCACUCUCAGCAACAUCUUCGGCAAGUUCCUUGAAUGAGCAUAGGCGGCGUAGUUCAGAUAGUAGUCGCGGCAGUCAUACCAGUUGCACAAAAUCGAAUGGUCGAACAAAUAGCAUCGUGAGUGGAAAAGAAAUUAGUCUUACAUCCCAAGAAAAGUUGUCACCUACAAAAAUCGAAGCAGAGAAAAACAAUUCAAUGCAAAUUGAAACAGAGAAAAUUACUCCUCCAAUCGGGAAUACAGUCAAAAUGGAAAUGAAACAACCUGAAAAUAAACAAACGGAAGUGCUCCCACAUAACAUGAAAAUGGAUAAUGAACCUAAUCCAUCAAAAACAACUGAUGUAAUACCUAAUAAUAUAAAAACCGAAAAAGAUGUGGAAGCAAUGGACGAUAAAAAGGCAUCUUCCGAGUUCGUUGCUACGAGUGAUGUUGUGGCUAUACAUAAAUUACCUAACGGUAUCGGCGAGAUAAAUCCCAAUACCAUUAAAACUGAAAAAUCAAUAUCACCUUUAAAAACUGAUAUAACUGUGAUAGAAAAAGUCAAAACCGAAUACAAUGGGAAUGCAAUGAGUGGGGCCGACGGUGACAUCGUUUAUAGUUCUGUAGUAAAAACUCGUGACGAUGUUUCACGUCAGCUGAAUUUUAGCAGUGAACCGGUUAUGAGUGCUGCAGCAAAAGAGUCUAAAGCAGAAAAAACUAAUGAUAGUAGCUUGAUCUCACAUUCGUUAAAAACCACUCCGAUAUCAAAACCAUCUGGUAGCAGUGUACAUUCAUCGUCUAUAAAUUCAAAUAGUUCGAGUGCACGGAAAUCCUCCUCAUCAAGUAGUAGUUACCAUCGCAAAAAUUCAACAUCAUCAACAACCUCAACUACGAAGCAUUCAUCUUCGUCCACUUCAGCUUCGGCGUCUACAUCGACAUCGUCAUCUUCGCGCAGCCGCGAUUGUUCUAAAUGCUACAAACGUUCAAAGAUACGCCGUGCCAGUAUUGGAACACAAUUUCAGCAGAGUGAACCAUUCUCUAUAAGUACUCCACGAAGGCGGCUUGAACGUCCACCUCAAGGAUUGGAACAUUUGAAAUAUGGACGAUUAUUUGAAGUGGAAGUGCAUCCAAAUGGUGGCGCCUCCGUGGUACAUUUGUAUCAGGACGAAUUGAACCAAUUAACGCCGGAACAAAUGGAAGAGUUGGUCGAGGAGUUUUUCGAUGUUUGCUUUGCAGAAGAUGAUCAGGGAUAUGCCUUGCAUGUUAUGGGAAUCGUGCACGAUGCUGCACGUUAUCUGCCCGAUCUAUUGGAACACAUGGCAGAGAAUUACUCAACGUUGACGGUGAAAGCUGGUGUUCUGGGGAGAAAUUCCGAUAUUGAAACCUGUACAAUGUCGCAAUACAAUGAGCAGGUGGUGCGAAAUUAUUCUCAAGGAACGUUUCGUUAUGGACCAUUGCAUCAAAUAAGUUUAGUCGGUAAGGUGCACGAGGAAGUGGGUGGAUAUUUUCCCGACUUAUUGGGCCGCAUAGAGUCGAAUCCAUUUCUUAAGAAGACCAUGCCUUGGGGAUCGUAUUCUAUUUUGCAAACUGAUCCUCGUCUUUCUAAUGAUGGACCUAUAUUGUGGGUGCGCGCGGGAGAGCAAUUAGUGCCUACAGCUGAACUGAAUAGUAAAACGCCAAUGAAGCGCCAACGUACACGUAUAAAUGAGCUACGCAAUCUGCAGUAUCUUCCACGUUUGUCGGAAGCACGGGAGACCAUGAUUGAAGAUCGCACCAAAGCGCAUGCAGAUCAUGUUGGACAUGGUCACGAACGAAAUACCACUGCUGCUGUGGGCAUACUAAAAGCGGUACAUUGUGGCCAACCAUAUAAUAACAAUCGUAUCACUAAAGACGUAGUGGCGUUUGCUGCUCAAGACUUUAACUACUUGGUAGAGAUGUUACAGCUCGAUUUGCAUGAACCCCCAAUAUCGCAAUGUGUGCAGUGGAUUGAGGAUGCAAAGCUAAAUCAAUUGCGCCGCGAGGGAAUUCGUUACUCUCGCAUACAGCUAUGUGAUAAUGACAUAUACUUUUUGCCGAGAAAUAUUAUACACCAAUUUCGGACGGUUACAGCAGUUACCAGUAUUGCUUGGCACUUACGUUUGCGUCAGUAUUAUCCAGGUCAGGAGGUAAUCAAUGAAAAGAAUAAUCCAGUGUUGGCAGAGCCACCCCACUAUAAAGAGAAGCAGACGCUGCUGCCUCAUCCCAUAUCACAAGAUGAGCAUCAUGGCGGCAAGCGCACACCAUGUAAACGUUCUCAUGAUGGUAAAGCAAAGAAGACAAAACUAACUGACAUCGACGGCAAAGAACGACGUUCCAGCGAAAGUGGCACGGAGGACUCAAACUCGAAGGAUGGCUCUGAAUGUGGGUCUACCACAAGCCGUAAACGGAAAGCCGUGCGAGACGAUGCCAGAAUCGAUAUGCGCAAAAUGGUGUUGGAACAUAAGUUACACAAGUCAAUGGCGGCAAGCAAUGAAGAAGAAAAUGUGCCCACCACCACGAAGAUCGACAGCAGCGGCGCGAGCAAUACUAGCGCCACUGCUACGGAUGCUUCGACUGCUGAGAAGCACGUGAAAAAGCGUAAAGAGUCCAAGGAUAAUACGGAUAACACAGAGGCUAUGAAACAGGAAAGACGAAGCAGCACGAACAACAUCAGCAGUUCUUUGACGCAUAAAUUUAAUUCUAAUGGCGACAUACCAAAUGAUACACAACCUAAAAAUACAUUCUUAAACACAGUUGCAAAAUCACAAACACCAACAAGUACACCAAGUGCACAAAAUGUGAAAAAAUCAAACAGCGAAAUACUAAAGGUAAUGUCACCUCAAACGCCAACAAUUUUAACGGCAGCAACGGUUGCGUCCACGUCACCCGCUACACAAAAGAUACCCAAACUGCCGGAGCCGACAGUGCCUGCAACACCCUUGCCACUUGUGCCUCAAACGCCCUUUACACAUCGUGAGGCUUACGUUAAUAGCCUGAAUCAAAAGCAACCCGAGAUCAAAAUUCAAGUACAAAUAAUAUCCGAUGAGCCUUCUGCUCUCUCCUCAUCCUCCACUGCUUCUGCUAUCACCAACAACCCCAACGCCAAGACAGCAAAAUCAACCGUUCAACCACAAUCAUCAUCACCGCUGCCGCCACAAAUGCCUCAGUCGGUGCAAACACUGCCGACCAACGUACCACGCCCCACAAACUAUGCGACCGAGACCUUGUUUAACGCAGGCGUAACAACAGUGACACCAAGCACACUACCUGCUCAAACCGUGGAUCACGUGAACAUACUCUCAGUUAUAACUGAGCCGGGAACAAUUUGUCCACCGCAACUGGUGAUCGAUCAUGAAGAAGAGGUUACAGUCUCCGAAGAAGUCAGAGAAGAUGCACCACCACCCACACCAGUAGCAGCAGCAGCAGCAACGGCGUUACCGAUCGUGACAACAAAAGCGGGUGCGACCUUCCCACCAUUGCCGCCUGAAAUAGCGCCAGCUUUACCACCGCCGCCACCAAUAGUGCAACUGGAAAACAAAACAAUACUGUUAGCUACACCGCUGGCAAGUGCCAGCAACCAUCAAACGGCGCGAACCGUAUUAAUAGUGCCGCAGGCGUCACUUAAAGCAAAGAGCAAUAACAGUAGCGUCAACAUAAGAGUGGCAUCAACGAGCGCUACAGAGCAACAACAAGUUGAACGGAAGACACACCACAAAAUCAUUAAGGUUGGUGCGAUAAGCAAACCGCCGAACGCCGCCCCAGCCGAUCUGGUCAGCUCAAUCAUGGCCAGUAUGGAUAACAGUAAUGCGGCAGCCACAUCGGCAACAAACACACACAACUACUCAUCAUCGUUACACUAA
Messenger RNA from Bactrocera dorsalis (oriental fruit fly), 4425 nucleotides. RefSeq lists its product as uncharacterized. Lineage: Eukaryota; Metazoa; Arthropoda; Insecta; Diptera; Tephritidae. Bases 1 to 4425 code for a protein of 1474 amino acids. Gene Ontology annotation, cellular component: nucleus. The transcript has 8 exons. The record is from RefSeq and is a predicted model, not a curated record.